This is a messenger RNA of Colletotrichum truncatum, 1356 nucleotides long. RefSeq lists its product as uncharacterized. NCBI's taxonomy places the organism in Eukaryota, Fungi, Ascomycota, Sordariomycetes, Glomerellales, Glomerellaceae. The record is from RefSeq and is a predicted model, not a curated record.
AUGGCCCGCUUCACGGAUCUCCCAAUGGAGAUGGUUAUGGAUAUUUGCGACUUCUUACGUCUUCGAGGCAUCACGGUGAUCGAGGCCUUUGCCGAAACAUCCAACGAUGAAGAAGUAGGCCAGCUACUUCAGCAAGGCUGGGAUGAUGUUCUUAGUCUCUCUCUCACCUGCCGCAAGUAUCAAUGUCUCGAAAAAUGUCUGCAUCAUACCAUCAGCUUGCACGGCAAAGACUUUUUCCACAAAUCCAUCCGUUUCCUGCAGCUUCUUGCUGUUAGGCCCGAGAUUGCUGAAAGAGUUACCAAGAUCUACAUUCGUCUUGAGCGGGUUGCAGGCGUACCCAAUCACAUUGACAAAUACGACGCCGCCUUCAUUCGUCAACAGGCAGAGAAUGCGACCAUCCCAUGGUCUGAGGACGACUGGCUCGAUCAUGCCAAGGAUAUUUGUGACAGACGCAUUUUGACCAUCGCCAGUCUUGUGCUUGGAAAGCUGAAGAACCUUGAACAACUAGGAUUAGGUCUUCCAAGCCAACCCGAUUCCACGCCUUUUCAAGAGGAAGACGAAUAUGCAGGAGACUUUCCAGUCGUCAAUUCCAGUACACAGUAUCUUGCCUUGAGACCAGCAACACACUUUUUGGUCUCCGAUAACAUAGAGCACGAAUUUCUUUCCAUGAUUAAAGUUCAUCCGUCGUAUAUGUUUCUUUGCGGCACCCUUACAAUCCCGUUUCACAACAUCUUCAUCCAUCCGCACCCCACAAUGUUCAAAAAUGUCACUCACCUGACCCUCGUUGAGUUGGAAUGUGGGCCGAAUGAUCCUUCCAGCGUCCUACACAUUAUAGAAAGCUGCGCACCACUGAUUCUAUUCAAAUAUAUUCCUGACGACGGUUGGCUAUUUGAUGACGGCUAUGAUUUUGAAGACAUGCUGCACCCGUUGCAUCUUCUCCGCGGCCUCCAGUCGAAGCACGCUCAUAGCUUGCGCACGCUCUGCAUCAAUUGUUCAUGGCACUACCUUGAUGGCAUGCUACGCCCCGACAGCUUCGCAGCAUUUGUCAAUCUUGAGUACCUUUGGGUGGAUCUUGAUAGCAUCGUAUACACCGAUGGCCAUGAAAUGGCCGAUCCUUCAUCAUUUGGGCCUCUGUCAACGCUUCCUCAGAGCAUCAAAUGCCUGUGUAUCACAGAUUACGACACCCGCGUUAACGCCGCAUCAACGUCGUUCCCAAUGAAAGCAUCUACCUAUAUCGAAGAGUUUGCUGUCGACGAGCAUGUUUGGAACGAUAUUUUCCAAGACUGGAUUUUAAAUGCAAACUUCGAUGUUCUCAUGGACACGGUUGAGAGUUCUAUCAGGUGGGAACCUCGAUGA